Guillardia theta CCMP2712 is the source of this 3015-nucleotide messenger RNA. RefSeq lists its product as hypothetical. The record is from RefSeq and is a predicted model, not a curated record. NCBI's taxonomy places the organism in Eukaryota, Cryptophyceae, Pyrenomonadales, Geminigeraceae. The transcript is spliced from 35 exons. Bases 1 to 3015 code for a protein of 1004 amino acids.
AUGAGCGAGGAGGAGGCGGUGCCAGCGCUCACGAUGGUGGGAGAGACGAAAUUUUCAGAGUUCGAUGCGACGGAGGCAAGGGAGGCGAAGGAAUGGAUUGACAGUGGGAUCGAAGAAGUCGUCAAGAACCCUACGAGUGACUUCAGUCAACAUUUCCCAAGACGAAAGCUUUUCUUGAUAGCUGUGCAGAACCUGCUGUUUCAUAAGCGAGAUCUAGUCGAUAGAGACUGGUACAGGAAGGUUCUGCCGCCUCUACUUUCUCUGCUCCGAGAAGUAUCGUCUGCGAGUUCUGCAACUAGGAUAUACCUCAUCGAAAUCCUCAAGACUUUGGAAUCUGUUGUCUACAACCAGACUGAGCCGAACAGCGGCUUCUUCUCUGUCGUCAUCAACGAUGUUAUGCUGAUGUUGGAGAAGAUUGCGAGCAAACGCGGUGAUGGGCCAAGGGAAGCUCCUGGAGGAUGUGCCACAGGAGGCAAGCAUGACAACAACUCCGAAGAGGAGGGAUGUGAAGUCACCCACCCACAGAUGUUCAUGAUGAUCGCCGUCAACCUUGAGCUUGCCAUGAGGGUGCUGGAGAAGGUGGAGGCCUCGAGCUCGGAGGGGCUGUCGGAGGAGGCAGCGCAGCUGGUCGCCAGCUGUUUGCGGACGUUGCAGAUCAUGUUGUUGGAGGUCACCACGUCGAGCUCCUCCGCCUCCAAGAUCUGCACAAAACUUUCUGCGAUGAGCAGGAGCGCGACCAACAGCAUGGGAGGCAACACGGAUGACUCGACCGCCGACCAACUCGCUCGUCCCAUGAUAGUCAACGCUUGCAAGACGGCAGGGAAAGUGAGAUUGUACUCCAUCCUGGCCAUCCAGGGUCUCGCGAGGAUGCAGCCUAAGAUUUUUCAUCCUCUGUGGCCGAUGCUGCUUCCUCACGCGGGCAGUCGACAGAGCUCGCUCCUCUCUGCCGUAGCGCUCGACCCUUCCCCGAGGACGCGCAUGGCUGCAGCUGUGACCAUCCAUGCGCUCUUCCAGCGGUCGAAAGUUUUCAUGGCAGCGGCAGAGGAGCACAGGGCGACGAGUUUCACGUCGCUGUCGCAGUCCCUGGCCAUGACCAUAACGAGCAUGCACACGGGCCUCUGCUCUGCCGUGAUGAGCGAGACGCAUCUCGGAGCUGCGCAGCAUAUCGUGAAGGCUCUGACUGCCCUGAUCACUCACGCGCCCUACAAGCGGCUCAAGAGAGGCUAUCUCUCCCUCGGGGCUCGUGCGAUGCUGUCAGUCUUAAACUGCGAGGACAAGGAGAGACGGCAGGACGUUUCCCUCCGCACUGCCUGCAUGAACUGCCUUGCAACCAUCUUGGAGAAUCAAAUCUCAAUCUCAGAGCUCAAGGAAAGCUCGGCCGACUGGGAGAGCCGAGGGUCCACGUCCAAGAUCAAGGAGAGGAGCAGACAGCAGCAGCAGCAGCAGCAGGCGCAAGGGAGGUCAGACAGCAGCGAGCUGAAGAGAAUCAUCGACGACCUUGUGGACGUCAUCCGCGGGAUCACGGGAGACGCCAACCCCGUCAAGAUCGAGGCGAUCAGAGCGCUGGCGGGAGUGCUGAGGAACGACAACGACAUCUUGACGGCGGAGUGGCGGAGACUUGAAGAUAUCGUGACCUGCCAACUCGCUGCUGCUCCUCCUCCCAUCCGCACACACAUCGCCAAGCUCGUUGAAUUUUUCGUCGGGGCUGGAGAAGAUCACGAGGAGGAGGAGCUGGAGGAGACUCUGCAGUCUCCUCAGAGUACAAGGAAUGUGAAAUCGAAAGAUGAUGAGAGAAUUGUUGUCAAGUCAUUGCCCGACGACAUCUGGAACAAGAUAAUCGUCGAUAUUCUGAGCACGAUGUUCAAAGACACUGUUGCUGCUGUCCGUGCCAGUGCGAUGAAUGCUGUCGCGUUUCUUCCAGUGGAGCACAAGGGUUUUCUUCGAUGUUUACAAGAAGUUUGGUUGAGUGCAAGGCCGGGCGAUGCGAACGAUAGCGCAUCCCGAGGAGCAGCAUUGAAGACUUUGGGUAUCUUGUCGCAGGUAACUCCGUUCCGUGAAGAUGUAAAUUUCCUUAUCAAGGCUUCUGAUGUCCUCGAGAAAUGUUCUCAUGAUUCCACCCUCGCUGUGCGGAUCAAGGCUUGUUUUUCUCUUGCCAACAUCUGCGAGCGAGCUUUUAUCAUCCAGCAACUCGCUACAUCGAUUCGAGUGUACGGAGCUCGAGCGUUGGGAUAUGUGGCCAGCUGCUCCAACUUUUACGAGCUAGUCAGGGGAGCCACGUCCUCGGAGGCAGCAUCCAACCUAAGCUCCAGAAUCGAAGCUGCCAUCUGCGGCAUGGUGAAAUCAACAGACUACUCUGUCAAGGUUCGGUGGAACGCUUGUCACGCGGCAAAGUUGAUCCUGCAGUCGAGCAUUGCGAAUCACAUGAGCGAACGAACGCUCAUCCAUGCUCUCAAGGCCGCAGCACUCGAGGGGAAGAACUUCAAGGUUAGGAUUCAGGCGACGAGAGCGCUGAGGGAGUCAGCAGAGAGCAGGCUCUACGGGGACGAGCAGCAGAGGAUGGAGCUAUGGCGCGAGCUGGUGCUGAGCGUGGAGGAGCGCCUAGAUCUCGACGAUCCCUCGCAGUACAAAUACAAGGACGCGCUGAAACAGGAGCAGCGCACGUGCCUUGUCAUCCUCACCCCCCUCCUUCUGCGGGGCUCCGCUGCUGAGCCCUCGGGAGCCCUCCAGGAGUCGAUGUGCAUGAAGAAGGAGAGGCAUGACAGGAGCGUCUCGUGGGAGGAGGGAAGAGUCGUCUUUCAUACCCUACAUGCUGUGCAGGGAGGCAGCAGACAGCUGGUCGAAGCUUGUCGACAAGCUGCCGCAAGCGUUGUGGGCCUGCUGCCGAAGAGAUCGAGGGUGGAGGAGGAGGAGGUGGAGGAGCACGUGGAGAUUCUGUGUGGGCUGCAGAAGUACCUCGAUGAGGAGGAGCGGGACAAGGAAAGCGAGUCAGAGCGAAGGUUUCUUACGUUGCAAUAA